This is a messenger RNA of Mastomys coucha (southern multimammate mouse), 1369 nucleotides long. RefSeq names its product MIF4G domain containing (gene Mif4gd). Gene Ontology annotation, molecular function: RNA binding; protein binding; translation activator activity. Gene Ontology annotation, cellular component: cytosol. NCBI's taxonomy places the organism in Eukaryota, Metazoa, Chordata, Mammalia, Rodentia, Muridae. Bases 233 to 901 code for a protein of 222 amino acids. The record is from RefSeq and is a predicted model, not a curated record. The transcript is spliced from 6 exons. Gene Ontology annotation, biological process: regulation of translational initiation.
UUCCUGAGGCUCCGCCCACGCCGCACGGCCGGGGAGUCUCUGACCUAGUUCACCUGAGCCGGGCAAGGGACAUGGUGACCCCGACGCGGGGUGCGACCCGGCAAGACCAACGACUUCAUGCGAAACGCAGGGCAGGUCCGGUCCAGCGCUCUGAGGCUUCCGCGGUCAGAAGCAAGGCGGAGGUGCUGUCAUUAGUUUCAGGCCAGUGAAAACCUGCCGGGCCUAUACCGACAUGGGUGAGGCCAGUAGAGAUGAGUAUAAAAUCCAGUCUUUUGAUGCAGAGACGCAGCAGCUGCUCAAGACCGCGCUCAAAGAUCCAGGUGCUGUGGACUUGGAGAGAGUAGCCAAUGUGAUUGUGGACCAUUCUCUGCAGGACUGCGUAUUCAGCAAGGAAGCAGGGCGGAUGUGCUACGCCAUCAUUCAGGCAGAGAGCAAGCAAGCAGGCCAGAGUGUCUUCCGCCGUGGGCUCCUCAACCGCCUGCAGAAAGAGUACGAUGCCCGGGAGCAGCUUCGAGCAUGCUCCCUGCAGGGCUGGGUCUGCUAUGUCACCUUUAUCUGCAACAUCUUUGACUACCUGAGGGUGAACAACAUGCCCAUGAUGGCCCUGGUUAACCCUGUCUAUGACUGUCUCUUCCAGCUGGCCCAGCCUGAGAGUCUGAGCAGGGAAGAGGAGGUGGAUUGCCUGGUGCUGCAGCUGCACCGGGUUGGGGAGCAGCUGGAGAAGAUGAAUGGGCAGCGCAUGGAUGAGCUCUUUAUCCUAAUCCGGGAUGGCUUCCUGCUCCCCAUAGACCUUAGCUCCCUGGCCCGGCUGCUGCUGCUGGAGAUCAUUGAGUUCCGGGCAGCUGGCUGGAAGACCACUCCUGCUGCCCAUAAGUAUUACUACAGUGAGGUUUCUGACUAAGCUAGGCUCCACCCGCCUUCCUGUGACCCUCCUUUCAAGCUGGCACCAGAAUCCUUGCCCUGGUCCCUUCUAGACUUUUCUGACUGCUGCGGUUCUGCCCUCUUCCCUUCCCUCACUCGGAGUUGUAGAGUUGGCUGAAGACUGUCCUGUUUUCCUCUGCCUUCAAGCCCUGUUAGCUUCCCACCACCUUCCAUCUGGGCCCAGCAGGGAAAAUCAACUAACAAACACUGAACUGUGUAACCACUGGUGCAACACAGCCUUGGUGCCUUCGUUUUCCCAUCUGUAAAACGGGCAAUUAGAGCCAUUGGUGGAGUGCUUUGGGAUGUUCAGGGCAAGUUACAAAGAGAAAGGGUGUUUUAUAUAUUUUAUAGAGACUUUUGUGGAGAUAAGCCUGCUUCCUCCAGUCACAAGUGACUGCCUCAUCUAGUUGGGAUGGGGGUUUUCUAAUAAAUCUUUUCUGAAACCAAA